Molecule: messenger RNA, 839 nt
Organism: Drosophila obscura
Lineage: Eukaryota; Metazoa; Arthropoda; Insecta; Diptera; Drosophilidae
Product: ankyrin repeat and LEM domain-containing protein 1
Exons: 1
Coding region: 51-818 (255 amino acids)
Molecular function (GO): endonuclease activity
Source: RefSeq, a predicted model, not a curated record
CCUACAUUAUGUUUCAGUGUUAAUUCCCAGUUUAAAUCCAACACACUGAAAUGUCCAAAUUUUUGUUAACUUUUGUAGUCAAGAGCUGCCCUUUGCAGCUGCAAAAACUGGGCAAUAGCUGUGCCCUCAUUCGAGGUGCCAAGUACUCCCUUGGCACUAUCAAUAGUCGCUAUACAAACUUCUCUUCCGAGUUGGAAAAUACUCUGCAGUCGGAGAAAAAUUAUGAGAGCAUCAAAAAACUCUCCAAGUAUGCCACCCGCCACGUAAAAUGGGAACGCCAACGGGACCAGUCAGAUCUGCAAUAUUUUAACUAUUUGUUGCUGGAUCCUCGCGUAACAAACAAGCUGGCCAGUCGGGCCUCAGGAAUGCACUGCAUUGAUAUCUGGUUUACUUUUCUAAGGGCCAUUUUCUAUGUGGGCAAAGGCAAGGGUAUCCGCCCAUAUAUCCACUUUGUGCAAGCCGAGAAACUGCUUGGCAAGCCGGACAACAUCAAGCAGGCCAAAGAUCCGAAACUAGCGUUAAUGUUGUCAAUUUGGGAGCAUAAACGCGGUAUCUUGCUGCUGCGUGGCUUCCGGGGCAUCUCCUCCGAAGAUGCACAGACUCGCGAGGCCUCCAUGAUCAGUGCACUGAGCAUGAAUCAUUUGACCAAUCGACGAAAGGGUGUUUACUUCGGUCCGGCCAAGGAAAAGUUUACACCUACGCAGAGGAAGCUGCUGGGAAUCGCAUUGCUCCAUAAGCUAAUGGGUCAAUUCAUUGCGAAAGAAGAGCGAGAAAUUUAUCCUCAGAUAUCUGUGGACAAGGCUGCAAAGGCGGCCUAAUAUGCACACAUUAAUUAUUAA